ACAUAUAAAGAGAUGAGAAAGAACGAAGAAUGAAUGAUGACGUACAAGUCUCAACUGCCCAAAUCACCUUUACUUGAACCAAACUCUACUGAACAAAAGUCCCAAAGCAUUCUUCUCCAAUUUCUACUCCUCUCUUCGAUAUUCAGCACUCUAUUGCAAUCUACCAAACCCAUCACAUCAUUACUGUCUACAAUUAAUUUUUACUCAAAAAUAAGAAAAUCUCACCAAACUUUGCCAUUUUCCCUCCAAUCUUGAAACACACACAACACGCACUAUUGACAGUUCAAGAGAAAUGACGGACAUAUUGCAUUUGUCUUCAACUUCAAGCUCCAUUACACGUGUACUGCCCACGAACAAUGAUGGGUUUCACCAACAGGCUUUUCUUAACGAUGAAUCCCUCAUUAAUAAUGGGCGCCCUAUAGCUUUUUACAGGAGAAAUAAUGGUAUACAAGAGGUAGAACAACAAGGAGGAGACGGGGAUCAGUUUUCUGUUUUAGAAGUUUUUGUGAGCGUUUUUAGGAAAUCUUUGGUGGGCUGCCGGAGUACGACGGCGGAGAGUGUCGGAGUUGAGCGGCUGAUGGAGAUUGGUUGGCCUACGAACGUUAGACAUGUAGCUCAUGUCACCUUUGAUAGGUUCAAUGGGUUUCUUGGACUCCCUGUUGAGUUUGAACCUGAAGUUCCUAGAAGACCUCCAAGUGCAAGUACAAGAGUUUUUGGAGUUUCAACCGAAUCUAUGCAGCUUUCUUUCGACUCCAGAGGUAAUUGUGUGCCUACAAUACUUCUAAUGAUGCAAAGACGCUUGUACUGCCAAGGUGGACUGCAGGCGGAAGGAAUUUUUAGAAUAAACGCAGAGAAUGGCCAGGAAGAGUAUGUUAGGGAACAACUAAAUAAUGGAGAGGUGCCGGAUAACAUUGAUGUUCAUUGUUUAGCAGGUCUUAUUAAGGCUUGGUUUAGAGAACUCCCACAAGGAGUGUUGGACCCUCUUUCACCUGAGCAAGUAAUGCAGGCUCAAUCAGAAGACGAGUGCACUCACCUUGCAAGGCUACUACCGUCUACAGAGGCUGCACUAUUGGACUGGGCAGUAAAUUUGAUGGCCGAUGUUGCUCAGUUGGAACAUCUGAACAAAAUGAAUGCACGUAAUAUAGCUAUGGUAUUUGCACCAAACAUGACUCAGAUGUCGGACCCUUUGACAGCAUUAAUGUUUGCAGUCCAAGUAAUGAAUUUUCUCAAGACUCUGAUAGAGAAAACCGUGAGAGAAAGAGAAGAUUCUGCAGUAGACGUAGCUUGUGCGAAACAGAUUGAGCCUGCUGAUGAAGACGAUCAUCAUGGCACUGUCGAACCAAUAAUCCAGAAGGCCAUUGAGGUAAGUGAAGGCGACCAAAUUAAUGCAGCAAAUGAACCACUAUCUAAUGAUGCAGAAAACUCUUCUUGGGCAGAAUUUAAUUGUACUAGCAAUGAAACACCUUGUUUUCUAAGCUCUAUCGAGAAUAUCCUUCCCGAUGGAAAGGAAAAUGCGGCCAUGACUUGCCCUGGCGAUAUGAUGAAAAAUGCUGACUUGACGAAGGAUAGAGUUGGAGGCGGUAACACUUCUGCGAGAAGUAGACCAUCCCAAUCAAAAAGCCGGAGGACUAAAACGGGGCAACCAAGUAAGAAUGGUGCCAAAAAGGUUAUUCAGCCAUCUGUUGUCCAUGUUCCUGAGAAUUCAGAAAAGAGCAAGGAAAAAAGCAUCACUAGCCUUUUGAAUUCACAAACAGAACGAGUCGAAGCCUGGAGGUAAAAUUCAUCGUGUUAUGCUUUUGGGCGAUGUCAGGGACUCCAGAUAUGCCAACUGAUGGAAGAUGUUAUAUGCAUUGUGAUUUCUGUUUGGAGAUCAUGUGAAGGAUUCGUUUAUAUGCUAUUCAAUCCUGCGUGGAGUUAAUCUCAGAUUUCUUCUUCUCACUAUAGACUUCCUUCGGUAGCUCGUCCUACAAAUUCUGUGGUUUCUCUAUUUCGUGCUGCUGAACUUUGUAAUUUCAGUGUAAUGUAUCUUGUUUAGCUUGAAAAACCUGAAUUUUUAUUUGUUUAUGUAAUUUAUUUAUUCCCUCUUAUCUCAAGUUUGAUUAUUUAUGUCA
Olea europaea var. sylvestris is the source of this 2111-nucleotide messenger RNA. Its product is annotated as rho GTPase-activating protein 5-like. The record is from RefSeq and is a predicted model, not a curated record. The transcript is spliced from 5 exons. Gene Ontology annotation, biological process: signal transduction. Bases 293 to 1777 code for a protein of 494 amino acids. Gene Ontology annotation, molecular function: GTPase activator activity. Lineage: Eukaryota; Viridiplantae; Streptophyta; Magnoliopsida; Lamiales; Oleaceae.